Messenger RNA from Vigna umbellata (rice bean), 1638 nucleotides. Lineage: Eukaryota; Viridiplantae; Streptophyta; Magnoliopsida; Fabales; Fabaceae. The record is from RefSeq and is a predicted model, not a curated record.
AGAUUCUAAAAUGUAUUCAAAUUUCAUAAUUAAAUAUUCCACGAAAUUCAACCAAAGAAAGUAAUACAGUAGUAGCGACAGAAUUGAGCGGAAAAUGGACAAGAAAGGCAGUGUUUACGAUGAAAAUGGUGAUCGGUGUUCGUUUCCGGUGAAACUGGGUGAUUGUUUAGAAGAACUUGUUAGGUUCAGUUUCAGUUCUCGCUCUCACCAUCUCAAUCUUUCAUCUCAAUUCUGCUCCACUCUUCUCAAAGAUGACCCAACAUACCCAUCAUCCUCACACUCACAAUUACAACCACAUGAUUCUUUGGAAGGAGUGCCACCGUAUCCCUUAUACAAGCGUCUGCCUUCAGCUCUGUUGAGGUGUAUUGAUUCUGGAACGUUUUGUAGGACAGGCAGCAAUUUAGCCAUGGGCCAUGAAUUUGAAGAUUCUUCCAUACAGCAGAAACAACAACAGUGGCAAAAAUUGAUUCUGGAGAAGGGGUUUGAAAUAGGAAACAUUUUGAAGGGUGUUUCCUUUGAACUCCACGUCCAAGAGCCUUUCUUUUCACAGCUAACUGAUGGCCUAAAAACAAUUGAAGGGAGGUGUGCUAGUGGGAAGUACAAUAGGAUUAAAUCAGGAAAUCUGAUUCUCUUUAACAAGUCUGUGGUUUUCGAAGUUCAGGGAGUAAGACGGUAUCCAACAUUCUUUGCCAUGUUAGAGGCAGAAAGCCUUGGAAAAGUUCUUCCAGGAGUUGAAAGUGGGGAAGAAGGUGUAAAAGUCUACCGGAGGUUCUACACAGAGGAGCAGGAACAUGAAAAUGGUGUUCUUGCAAUCAUUGUUUCAAAAUUCACCCCUCAACCAUACGAUUCUUUGGCUAGCUUAUUCUGUGGAUUAAGCUAUGAAGGUGUUCAAGGCCUUCUAGGUCUGAUGCAGACCACAGGGACAAUUUCUGAUGCAUUACCUCCGCCAAUAUCAACUCUAUUAGCCUCUUUUAAUUUUCCCUGCAAUCCAAAUGAAAAUGGCUUGACUCAUGGAGCUCGUGCGUUGGCCAAGCAUGCUUGUAGGAGUAUCGGUAGUUAUUGGGGUUCUCUAAAUGGAAACGAUUCUAAUAAAAAUAGGCUUGCAAAGGAUGCCAUUAACCGCUUAAUAUCACAUUGUUGUUGGCUGAAUGUGCAUACUGUCCCACCGCAUGGAGUUGUCUUUGAAAUAAGGGUUGCCGAUGGAUAUGGUGCCCGCUGGAAUGAAGAUGGAAGUAAGGUGUGUGGAUACCCACUAAGUUUUGGUAUUUAUCUGCUUCCAUUACUGGUUAAUGCAUGUUUAUCGGAUUUUUAGAGCCCUACAUGCAAGAUGGUCACUCAAAGGGAUGGAAGCACUAGUUAUGCUAGCUAGACCACAGCAACUGCAGCUUUGUAAUUGAACGUCACAACUUUUCCUUUUUUAUCGUUUGAUGGAGCUGUGUUAUGGUACAGUAUUUGUUUUUUAUCUCUUGACUGUAGCUAACACUCUAGCCUAUAUCUCAGAGUAAUCUACUUAAGGAGACUUCUGUAUAUAGAUAGAGGGUGGAGUCAGUAUAAAUGCUACUUGUUUCAUCUUGUACUUUCCAGAAGAAGUGUCCGUUUGGCCCAACUUGAUCAUUAAAAUAUGCUGACAAGUUCCAU